UCUUAUGAUAGAAGCAUGGGGCGGCCGAGGGACGAGCGCGGUCGACACGGGUGGCCGGUGAGUAGGAGCGGCAAAACGGCAGCAACGACGGCAGCCGGCGGCGAGGGGAGCUUGCAGUGGUUCGUGAGCAGUGGGAAGGAGAGAAAAAUCAUGGCCGUGGAGUCUCUGCUGAAGGUAGAAGAAAGGAAAAAAGGAGGGGCAGGAAAAAGGAUAAGGAUAGGAAGGGGCGGUUGUGCGAGGCCCAUCACAUACACACGUCUUGCUCGGGGGUUGUUUUCGUGGACGUUGGGGCCAGCGUGGCGCGCGAACCGGCCGAACGUUCGGCCGGUGCCUCGGCCCCAAACGUUUACCUUCUUCUUAUGUCUGUUGGUAUCAAUUAGUUCGUCACUUCAUCAUCGGGCCAUCAGUCAUCACUACAGAUGGAGCAAGGAGGAGCAUUCAGCUGUACUUUCCACAGCCACUGAUUCCACCGCGCAGGAAUUGUCAGAAUGGAAUGCGAAAUACUGGGACAAGUUUGGGUUUGUCUUCAUGAUAUGCGCGUCCAAGAGGACCGCUCCUGAGGUCUUAGCCGAGCUUAAGUUCUGCAUAUGUCCAUUCGAGUAGUUGAUUUCUGUAAUUGACGACGUGUAUGCCUGUUUGGGUUGUCAUCUCAACAAUCCUUCCAACAGUAUUUGGGAAUCCUCGCCUUAAAUUCCAAUGUGUGGUUUCUGUAAUCGAUCGUGUAUGCCUGUUUGGAAAAUCUCAACAAUCCUUGCAGCAGUAA
Molecule: messenger RNA, 763 nt
Organism: Aegilops tauschii subsp. strangulata
Lineage: Eukaryota; Viridiplantae; Streptophyta; Magnoliopsida; Poales; Poaceae
Source: RefSeq, a predicted model, not a curated record